This is a messenger RNA of Salvia hispanica, 1424 nucleotides long. NCBI's taxonomy places the organism in Eukaryota, Viridiplantae, Streptophyta, Magnoliopsida, Lamiales, Lamiaceae. The record is from RefSeq and is a predicted model, not a curated record.
AUGGGUGUGAAGAGCUGUUUAGCAUUGGAGAGCAAGCUUAUGGGUGCAGCAUUGAGGGAUGUUACUACCCCAGAUUAUUACACGCAGAAUGUGCAGCGAUUCCGAGAGAGAUACGCCAUCCAUUGCACCACCCUCAACACACACUCAUCCAAAAGCACGACGGGUCUUAUUAUUCGUGUGAUAUAUGUGGAUGGACUAUUUAUUGUCCACGUCAAGUGCGUUUUCAACAACCAGCCCCGCGUCACUCUAAACAUUAGGAAAGACAUGAUUCAUCUUCCAACAAAUGAGGUGGCAGAAGAACUAAUUACACCGUUUGUGAUGAGGCAAAGAGGAGGAGAAGGAGGAACAUUGAUACCACCCAUCAUUAUCCCUGCUGCUGCUGUUGAUGAGUUGAUGAAGGUGAAAUAUGAUUUCAUUCAUCACCAACAUCAACUCACUUUAGUCUCAUGUGGCGAUCGUAGCCAAGAAGAAGAAGAAGACGAGGAGAAUUAUGGAAAGAGAUCAGAAUUGAUAUGUGAUGGGUGCAUCAGUCCUGUAUCAUCAAACUACUAUAUGAGUUGCAGUGAAUGCAAAUACAAUCUUCACAUCGCCUGCUUUCACUUGCCUUACGUCCUGUGUCUUCCAACCCACCAGCAGGAACACACGCUAGUCCUCCAAUCUUCCGACAAACACCAACCUUGGACGUGGAAAAUUUGCAGUGUCUGUAGAUAUGCCACCAAUGGGCUGUUUUACACUUGUACAUGGUGCCGCGACGUCAUAUUUGAUAUCAAGUGUGCUUGUAUGCCGGAUACCAUCCAUCACGCAGCUCACCCACAACAUCUCCUCAAGCAUGUGAGCGAGUUGAAUCUACGCAGUGAUAUCAACCCUUGGAACGUGUCGUGUGCUGCUCGUUGUGGUGAAGACAUAUUCCUUUAUGAUUGUUACAGGUGCUGCAGCAGCUCGUGCGAUUUCAUCGUGCACGUUAAAUGCGCUGUGUUGCCGGCAUCGGUCACCAGCCGUAGAUGGGACAGACACCACCCGUUGCUGCUGACGUACGACGCCACUCUCAACCGUCCUGGCGAUUUCUACUGCGAUCAGUGCGAAACACAAAUGAAUCCCAGGAGUUGGAUGUAUCACUGCCGCAGUUGUGAUAUAUCCUUCCAUCCUAAAUGCUUUCUAACUACAUCUGGCAAGUAUAGAAACAUGAAGUUUGGGCAGGAAUAUGUGAUCAAUGACGCAAUUCAUCCACACCCUCUCACCUUUCAACUUCUCACCACAAAACGCCGCUGCGACAAUUGUGAUCGGGAUAAACAUGAAUGGGAAGGAUUUUAUUGUGCAUUAUGCAACUUCUUCAUUUGUGACUACCCCUGCGGGGCAAAAAUGAUCGCAAAAGGGGACAUGAUGACCGUCGAAUGAAUGAAUGGUGAUAGGGAUGUUGUCUACCU